AUGGCUGAAAGCCAAGACAAGCAAAAGGAACAUGCAGAUGCCAGAGGCAGAGGAAAUGUUGAAAUGUCAGCCGUCUUCAAGACGAAGUUGCGCCCGCGCUUCAUCGGCCUUUUCAAGGUUGUGGCCAAGAAGGGCCUUGCAUACACACUCAAUCUUCCGAAGAAGAUGCGGACGCACCCCGUCGUCUACGUGGGCUUGCUCAAGCCGUACCAGGACCCGAUGCAGGUGCAGAUGGAG
Phytophthora sojae is the source of this 237-nucleotide messenger RNA. RefSeq lists its product as hypothetical. The record is from RefSeq and is a predicted model, not a curated record. The annotation marks the transcript as partial. NCBI's taxonomy places the organism in Eukaryota, Oomycota, Peronosporomycetes, Peronosporales, Peronosporaceae. The transcript is spliced from 2 exons.